AAUAUAAUUAAAUUUUAAACUGAUAAUAAAUUAUGAAAAUGAGUAAAAUGCAUCUAAUUAAACUACCUUUUAGCAUACAUGUUAGAAUAGCUUUAUUAUUAUAAAGUAUUAUUAUUCAUUCAUUCAAUACACCUGCAAGCUGAACGGAUUAAGGAAUGGAAUUUGCAUCAAUCAUUCAAGUUCAUUCAAUCAAUCAAAUGGAAUUGUCGCUGAUUGCCAAUGCCAACCGAUCAAACGAUAUAAUUUUAAAACACCGUGAUAUUUAGUUAAAUGCUCUCAAAUCUCGUCGCGGAGGCGUUUUGCCAGUUUAGCGUAUAUCGUCUAUUAUUAUGACGACGCCGUGAAAACGUUUUGUAACCCGUGUUCUGUGCUGUGUUGUGGACAGUGGUGUCUUGAAUAACACGAAUUUACCACACAUUCUUAUCGUUUUAGCGUAGUGUAAAUGGAUUACAACGCUUCAUUUACUUUCGUAAACACGUAACGUCAUCAGGUAUGACGGCCGAGUGAAACAACACACCCGCCGUUCGUGUUAUAACAAUGUAAACUCGCAGUGUCAAAGUGUAUUUUAUUCCGUUCAAAAAUGCUCAAAUAAAUCAGUUCCUUAAAGUGAUUUAAAUACGUCCGUUUUAAACUAGCGUUUGCAAAUUUACAACAACGCCAUCUGUGAAUGAGUAGCGAAACUAGUGUUGCAAUAAUUGCUGUAAGUGCCCUCUGUGUUCGAGUAGUAUUAUGAGCGCCAUCUGUGUGUGAGUGUUGGAACUAUGCGGUGAUGGAGGCGGGGUUUAUAAGGGCGAGCGCGGGUGGGGGCGCGCCCCCCGCCUCAGCGAGUGUGGUGCGCGCGCCGGGCCUGAAGAGGGGCAAGACGGAGGAGGCGAUAUCGGACCGGAUCAAGUUGGAGAGCGUGCUCGGGCUAACAGUGUCCUCCAAUGCUGCGCUCGACUGUGAUCCGAACACCGAGCUCGUCGCAUACCCGGCAGGAUGCACCGUGGUCCUCUACAACGUACGCAAGAACCGUCAGACGCACGUACUGAACGCGUCAAGGAAAAGCGUCACUUGCGUCGCCUUCAGCCUCGAUGGACGAUACCUUGCCACUGGGGAGUGUGGGCACGCGCCCGCCGUGCGGGUUUGGGACCUACAGGACCCGACGGCUUCAGGCGCGGUUCAGAUUGCGGAGUUCCCCGGGCACACACAUGGAGUCAACUGCGUUGCGUUCUCGACGUCGUCGAAGUACCUCGUGUCGGUGGGAUCGCAACAUGACAUGAUCGUCAACGUGUGGGACUGGCGGGCGAAUUUGAAGCUUGCCAGUAACAAGGUGUCGUCACGCGUUAAAGCAGUCAGCUUCGCUGAAAAUGGCAAUUACUUCGUGACAGUCGGCUUUAGGCAUGUCAAGUUCUGGUAUCUGGAGUAUUCUAGAAAUGCUAAGUUCAAAGAGCCAGUACCCCUAAUGGGUCGCUCGGCGAUACUAGGCGAGCAGAAAGACAAUGAAUUCUGUGACGUCGUAUGCGGUCGAGGCGAAGCGGCGGAUAGUACCUUUGCUAUUACCAGGAGUGGGCUACUAUGUGAAUUCAAUAGUAGGAGGUUGCUCGAUAAAUGGGUCGAACUGAGGACGACAUCAGCGAACUGCAUGUCCAUCGGCGCCGGCUACAUCUUCGUGGGCUGCGCCGAGGGCCUCGUGCGGUGCUUCGCUCCUGACUCCCUACGAUAUGUGACUACCUUGCCGAGGACGCAUUAUCUGGGAGUAGACGUUGCUCAGGGACUAAAUAUAAGCCACAUGUUCACCGUGCCGCCCAACGCGCGGUAUCCAGACGCUAUCGCUUUAACAUAUGAUGACAGAAAUCACAAGCUCACCUGCGUUUACAAUGAUCACAGUCUUUACGUCUGGGACGUCAGAGACAUUAAAAGGGUGGGCAAAUCCCACUCCGCCCUCUACCACUCCGCAUGCAUCUGGGGCGUGGACAUGGCCAACGGAGCUGGCACCCUUCCAGCCGGCACCUUCGUCACCUGUUCCAGUGACGAUACCGUCAGGAUGUGGACCUUGCAGGGCAGGAGCGGUCCUAACAUCUACAGCAACGAACUGGACAAAGUGGUCUACAUAGAUCCAGAGCUGAAAUUCCUGAAAGAUGCCGAUCUCAGUGCGGGUGAUAAGGACAAAGCGAAGUCGUAUGACGACAAAACUGGUGUACGAUGUGUGAGGAUAAGUCCGGACGGCGCGCACAUAGCAUCGGGUGAUCGAGCUGGCAACGUGUGGAUACAUUCAGCUACCGGCUCACUAUUACACAGGUUGGAAGCCCACGACGCCGAAGUGUUGUGCCUGGAGUAUUCUGCCAAACCACGACUUUUGGCUUCAGCAUCGAGAGACCGUCUCAUUCACGUGUUCAUGGUCGAUCGGGGCUACCAAAUUCUGCAAACUUUGGACGAGCACUCAUCCAGUAUAACAGCAGUUCGUCUCAUCCCCGCGCCAGCUCCUGCGACGCUUCAACUCGUGUCGUGCGGAGCAGACAAGACGGUUCUAUUCCGACAGCUCAUCGUGACCCCGGACGGCGGGUACAAGUUCGAACGGGGACAGAACGUGUCCGGACGAACGACGUUGUACGAUAUGGAGGUGGACGCCGGCGGACGACACGUCUUGACAGCUUGUCAGGAUCGAAACGUCAGGGUGUACAGCGCUUCCAACGGCCGACACACAAAAACCUUCAGAGGAACCACAGCUGACGACGGGACGCUCAUAAAGGUGGCGUUAGACAAUAGUGGCAUCUACCUCGCUACUUCGUGUACGGACAAAGUGCUGAGCGUUUACGACUACUACUCUGGGGAGUGUAUGGCGACAAUGUAUGGGCAUUCCGAAAUAGUCACUGGACUCAGGUUCACGCCGGACUGCCAGCACCUGGUCUCGGCGUCGGGCGACGGCUGCGUGUUCGUGUGGCGCGUGCCGCACGACAUGGUGGUCACCAUGCGGGCGCGGCUGGCUCAGCAGGCCAUACGGCAGGGCAAACGAGUCGCGCCAUCUAACGGAGUGAGCGGCGUAGAAAGUGAAACGGAUUCACAUCUCGGCUCGCCGCCACGGGAAUUAUUAGAUGACAAAUUCGCUACGCCCGUCGUACCUGACUAUACGCUCCGUAUCGGGCGCUUGCCGUCGUGGGCCAAGAAGAGUCUCGGCGACGAGCUGGUCGCCGAGUCGCCCGCGCCCGACCCGCCCGCGCGAGGCAAGUGGGCGCGGCGGAUACAGCCCAACGACAAACGUGGCGAUUCGGACGGCUCAAAAGACAGCUCGCUCGACAGCGGCACUGACACGCGGUACGGCGACAAGCGACGCGACAUCGUCAACAAACAGAGGCCGAAAUCGCUCAACCUGUCGCAGCUGCCGCGCGUGGAAGCGCUGUUUCGCAACUUCGACGCGACCAUGCGUAAAACAUAUGACAUUUUGACCAUUUCGCCGAGGCUGGAGAAGGUGUCGCUGCAGCUGCCCCCGCCAACGGCGCGCACGCGCCACCACACAGACGACUCGUCGCUUGGCAGUUUUAAAUAUGAGGAACAGGAGUCAACGGAGCACGAUGGGGAUAUAGAGGACAUCUCAGAUGGCGAACGAACUUCAUCCUCUGAGAGAAAUCGACCGACCUACUAUCCUGGAAAUAAUGACGAUGAUACGCCUGGAGAAUUCAUGGUGAACGCAAUGGACGCUGAGGAGCUUAGGCAGUCAAUGCGGCGCUCCAAACAGUGGGCCGGGGACAGGCUGGCGCCGCCCGCCACCGGGGCCUCGCUGAGCGGCUCGGGACACGAAGAGGAUGAAGAUGAGGUCUCGACGCCAUCAGGAGAUAAUGCGGAGCGUAACCCUCUCUCAGGAUCGUGUGAGAGCAUAGACACAGCUGUCAGACGAGAGAAGUACCUUAAGUCCGCCUUCGACAGCCUCAGUGGAGCCGAGUUGGAUACUAGCCCAGGAGGUCACACGUCCCUGUCAGCACAGCACCUGUCCCGAGCGCCCCGCACGGCGCCCACGCCCGCGCCGCGCACGCCGGCCAAGCCGCCCGACCCCGAGGCGGCGCGCCGGCGCGAGGAGCUGCACCGCCGCAUACUGGAGACCAGGCGCCAGCUGGAGAGCGUGGCGUUCCGCUCGAACCUCAAAUCCAGCCAAUCCACGACGGACCUCUCGUACAUCCCGGAGAAGGACAGGAAUCGCAAUCGCCCCGUCUCCAUGGCCGUGCCGAGCAAUUCUAGACCAUACGCGAACCGAACUCACCUAUCGCCGUACGCACCUGAAGAAGAGUCCGGCAUGAGGCGUGCUAUCUCUCUCUCGGACCUGGCCGCUAAGCCGCUACCGGCGCCUAGGACGCAAGCAUCUGCAAGCAAACCCACAGCCUCCGCUAGUCCAGUGAAGAGCCCUAGUGGCUUCGCCAGGCCUGCCCCAAGAUAUACUGCCAAAUCUAACAUGACAAGAAGUAGCAGUGUCGGAGUAUUGAACCAGAGCGACUCGGAAUCUGAUCCUGCGCCGUCCAGGACCCGCGGUGCGGGUCUGAUGCGGCCCACAAUUAGUUCUAUGAACAAACAGGCCAGCAACAGCCGACGCAGGCCGCUACCCAACGCUUAUAGCUCCGUGUCGCUGUCGACGGCCGCCCAAGAAGAGUCCAGCUCCGAAGCCGAGGACAAGCCUGGGCAGCCCCGAUCGAGGGCAGGCAGUGUCGAUGCUCGGCGUAUCGGUCGGAGCGGCUCAGAACGCGACCUGUCGGCGAAGGCGCGCGAAGUAACGGCGCGGCUCACUCAGCCCUCCGGCCGGCCGCGCGGCAAGGCGGACCCAGCUACACCCGACCCGCAGCUGUCAUCGUCCCAGCUAUGCUCAGCGUUGACUGAGCAGUUGACGCGCACAGCGAGCAAGGUCGUCCAGUUGUACCGGAGUCUUAGGCAAGAGCCCGGUGCCGCCGCUGAUAUUAGCGGUCUAGAAGCAGCCAUUCUAGAAACGCAAAAAGUCCUCCGCGGGGCCGUCGCGCAAAACGGGGACGCUCCGAGCAGCCUGUCGUCCACUGAGGGGGAAUAUAGAGGCAUGAACGUGGACAGUACGAGGCAGAAACUGGAGCACCUUGUGUCUAAAGAAUCCAACAACAUGUCCCUAAUGGAGCAAUACAGCGACAUACUCCUAAACAUGAUGCAAAGCAAGAUGGUGAACCAAUUCUCGCAGAGCCCUCAGUCCCUACCGCCGGCGCGCGAACCCGGGGCAAGCAGCUAGUAUAUGUAGCGACAUAACACGUGAUAUAAUAUACCACGAAACGUGUAAAAACGACGUUCAUAAACGCCACCUACUGUCGAAAGCUAGUACUAAACGUUUCAUAAACGUUACCAGCUCACGCCAUCUAUGAUGAAUAGUCGGUACUAAACGUUUCAAUAGAGGUCACGCCAUCUAGUGGAAUUGAACUAAAAGUAUGUGAGAUUACGUUAAGACAUUUAGAGUCAGUAAUGCCAUAUAGUGGUGAAUACUAAAGUGUCAGAGAUGUGAAGGUGAUACAACUGAUAGGACGCCAUCUGGCGGUGAGUAGUUGGACAAUUAUAAGUGUGUUUUGCCUGUGAUGGAAUUUAAACUAUGUAUAUUUAGACCUCUUGUGUCGAUUCGUGUGAAAAGUCGUCUUAAAGUCUCUUUUUACACGAAACUACGCGUGUCACGAUGGUCCUAGAAUGUCAAUAGUUGGAAAUAGGCCUAAAGUAUUUUCAAGGCUACUCAAUCUUGGCUUGAAUUAGAAAUGACGUAUUGAGUAUUAUAUCUAAAUCAGUAAGAAUGUUUAUAUACUUGGACCGCAACGCCAUCUAUUGGUUUGAUUAUGGAAGUAUAUUGUAACGCCAUCUAGUGAUUUGAUUAUGAAAGUCGUCCAAAUAAUGUUUUAGUUGUAACCAGGGCAUUGUAUGUUCGUGUAAAUUUUGCUAAAUAAAAUUUAGAACUAAUAUUGUGUUUGUGCGGCGUCCAUUAUUUAGUAUUACAUUUGACAUUACAUAUUUAUUGAAUUUUAAUAUAUAUUUUUUCCAGUAUUGGCCUAUUUAGGUUUUUAUUAAACUAGAGCUGAAUUUUCUUUAAUAUUACUGUUAUAAUAGAACGAGAGUCAAAAGGCAUUUGCUAUGGCCGAUAGCGGAUUGGAGAGGGAGGGGCAUACAUUUAAUUACAAAUUUUAUCCUCUAGGGGGGCAGCUGCCCCACCCUCUAGGGGGGCAGCUGCCCCCUGGGCCGCCACCCUUGGCCACGCCCUUGGGUAUACUAAUCUGAGCGUGACUGGUGUAAAAAAAAUAGGUAAAAACGUUGGACGCUGCCGUACCACAUGACAAAUAUUGAAGAUAUUUCGUCAUGUGAUGGAGUAACAGAUAUUUGUGAAACUCUGAUUUUAUUCAGCGGUAAAAUUUUAAGUUUUACAAGAGUGUAAUACUAACUUUGUUUUAAUAGCAUAACAAAGGAGAGUUAGAAGACAAUGGCGCCACCAUUUUAUUUUGUAUACAUGGAAUACCUAUACCUAAUACCUAAGCAAAAAAUAAUAAUUUGUUUUUUUUUCUAACUUAAAAUUUUUGUUGUGUGUGUCGUAAUGUUGUUAAAAUUCUCUAAUUUAACCUAAUCUUAUAACCUUCAAAUAAACAAUUAAAACAUAUUAUUAUAAAUAAAAAAUAAAAAAUGAUUGUAUGCGAAUCCCUUUGAUACUAAACGGGCAGGCGCUAAACGUCACACACAAACACCCAAUGUGUCAGGAUGUGACGUUUUUGACAUAAAAUGUGGGGAAAUGACGGGUAACCAUAGCCAAUCCCUUUUCUGUAAGAUACAACAAGAUAUUUCUAAGACUGUCAUUAUUGUUUUUUUUUUGAGAUAUCUUCAUUUAUAUUGAAAUACGAUUAAAUAAACUGGUGGCGCCAUCUAGGCCUUGUAUAACCAUGUGAGAUGAACUAAAAGACCUUAAAAAAUACUUUUAGAUAUUUAAAAAAAACUUAAGCUAUUAUGUUUGUAAAUGUUAUUUAUUCCAUUCGUUGUAAAUUGUAUAUUUUACAUUGUUUUCUAAAUUGUUUUUAAAUAACGAAUUUAAUCAGAGUUAUUAAAAAAGGAAAAUCCGUCGCCAUUUUUAGAUAGUAUUUAUAUUUGCAUUUAUUUAUCAUUCCAAUUAUGUUUUUAUUAAGUAAUUAUACAAAUGCACAAAACCAGGUAAGAGACAAGAUUUUUUUUUUGCGAUUUUAGCGUAUAAAAAUCAAGAUUUAAGAAAAGUAAAAGAUACCGUCAAUACAGAGUACCUCUUUCUCUGAUUGUUCUGGGGGCACGGCCGUGCCCCCGGCAAGACGAUAAUAAGAACUAUUUUUAACUGCAUCAGAUGCCAGUAUUGUCUUCAUAACAACCAACGAAGAGGUACAUACAGUGGCGGGGCAAGACCAACAUUUGGUGCGGGCAAGGUACAUUUAGCGAGGCCCUCUGGUGGCGCAAGAAAAAACUAAUACAUUUUAACGUUGCGUCCGAGUUUACGUAUAUAUUUGAGGCGCGAGGCCCCUCGGACCGCCAGGCCGUAGGCCGCACAUUGCCUAGGAAAAUACAAUACAUAUGAGUGUAAACUACAUGUUUUGUGUUUAGAAGUGUGUCCUAUUUAGAGAAAUAACGGAAUUGUGAAUUUUAAACCUCCUACUAUAAGGGUGUAAAUAUUAAAAAUAAGUGAUAACUGUACAUCCAGCCGCUUCACGAAAGUUAUGUCUUAAGCCAGUUUCGUAUUUAUUUGAGCGUGUUUUAGAAAUGCGCUCAAAUAUAUUGAUCAUUUUAUGAAUAGUGCGUAGAUUAUUCACUAGAUGGCGCUAGUGUUUUUAUUUUUAUAUGCUCUUGCAGCUGCUACAAUAAAUUCUAUUUUACGCAAUAAUUAAGAACAACUGAUAUUUACAUGUGUAUUUUUUACCGUACAUCAUAUUCUGUUUUAUUUUUUUUAUUCCCUAGCGUCAUCUUUUGUCGAAUUGCACUAUAUCUUUUUUUCUGUUAAAAGUACGACAAAUAGCAAGAUCUACGCCUUGUGUAUCCUGAAUUAAACCUUACAACCCCAUAAAUAAGGUAUCAUUUCACUAAAAAGUUACUUUACGGUGAAGGCUAGACGUACAAUAAAUACUGUGAUUUACUAAUAUUUAUAAUAUCGUGAUAUAUAUUGAUCGUCUAGUCUAGUAUAAUCAUUGAUCACAAUAUUUAUCACGGAAACCUAGAUUAGUAUUCUGGAUCGCAGUUUGUGAUAAAUAUUGACAUCCAUCAAUAUACUAGACUACACGUCAGAGCUACAUGCACAGUAAAUACUGCGAUAUGUCAGUAUAUACGUUAUGUAUACGCAUCGUGACAGCUAUGGAGAGUGACGGCUGAGGGCGUACCGCGAACCACGUUCGAUGUGUUGCCUCUCUGUUGCACUUGUAAAUUCGUAUGUGAGUAUGACAUGGAGAACGUGGUUCGCGGUAGGCCCUCUGAGCUCUAUAAAACAGUUACAGUACUGACGUGAUAAAUAUUGCACGUGUAGCGAUGCGUGUAUCAUUAUAUUUAUUGCACGUCUAGCCUUUGCCUACAGGUCUACUUCUGAAAUGAUAAUGGUUCCUUUACAUAAGAAAUAUUCCUACAAUGAAGGUUAGGUGUAUCAGAGCACUGCACUGUAAAUAUAAUCGUACGACCGAGCUAUAGAGCUCAAUUUGUAAUGAUCGGAAUCUGUUUCUUGCGUCCAAGUACUAGGAGUGAAUUGUCAAACUUAUUAUUAAAUUUCAUGUGUGUAGUACUAAAGUCGUUGGCGCGGCGUGAAACGUGAUUUUACCGACUUGGAUUAAGGAAAUGGAGUUAUGUUUAUGAAUAAUUAAUAUAUGACAAAUAAGUAAGUAAAUAUUCUUUAUUGCAUCACAUACAAAACAAACUCCAACAAGAUUUACAAUAUAAAUAAAGGUAGCAACAGUCGGUGUUAUCGCUGUAAGUAAUCGAUCUCUUCCAGACAACCUUAGGGUAGCAGGAUAUAAAGAAUAGAAAACUUUUCGAAUAAAUUAGAGGAACUAAUACUUUUUCUUUGUUUUUUUAUUUGCCAGAGUUUAGUUCUGAAAGUUCUAAUAAAACAAUGAAUAUUAUCAUCAAACAAAAUAUACGAAUAUGGUAACAUUAUCAAAUUUCAAUUUGACAUAAAAUAAGACAUAUCUUUUUAUCUACUUAGCUGUUGUUUGUAUAAUACUUGUUUUUUUUAAGUAAAGUAUUUUUUAUCUUGAACAAUAAAUUAAACCCACACAAAUAUAUCUACCUUCCAAUAAGCGAAUUAUUUAAAAUAUGAAAUUUUGGCUGCAUAUACAGCAUCAAUUAAUAAAUUAUAGCACAUUUAACUGAUGUGAUUAAAAAUAAUCAUAAAAGUCUAAAUAAACAUAUCCCAUGAUCCCACAUAGAUCCCGCUUCUGAAGUCAAAAUUACAAUGGGAAUAAUAUUUUUCAUAACCCAUCCUGUUUGACCGGUGUUCACGUUUCAAGCCGCGCCGCCAGGUUGGCUGUGAGUCGUCUGAAUUAGCCUACAAUGCACAUUUUCAACUAUUUUGCAACGCCCUUACAAAAUGUCGAAACAAACCACUUAUAUAAGUUACACAAAAAUUAUCAGCGUUUAUUUGGACUGAAAUAUGAAAAAGACAGUCAUAGUGUUAAGUUCAAAAACUGCACGAAAAUAAACAAGCGUACGGCCCAUUUCAUAGUAAGGCACUGUUUUAAAAAUUAUAUGUAAAUUACACUUUUCUGACCAGGCGUUAAGGGAUCAGGGCGUCCGCUAGGUGGCGCGGACGCGUGGGCCUGUUUUUACAUACAAUGGCACCAAAUGCAUUCUACUAUUAUUUUAAAUAAAACUGUCAUAAAUGCAGAGUUCGCUGUAACUUAUAAAAGUGGGAAUAAUUCUUAUUUGUUCCAUAGUCCUGUUGAAGCUUCAAACAUAUAACAAUAUUAAUCGUAUCCUUGUUAACUAAAUAUAGUAAAAAUCCAGAUUAAAGAUUGGACAGUUGCAUUUUUUGGACCAAUCCAUAAUAUUAUAAAAACAUUAAAUUUUUACCUUCCCUAACUUCAUAAGCCAUACUUAAUUUGGAUUUCUACUAGGAACUUAGGAGCUCCGGCUAUGGAAUAAGUAAGGCAGUGAAAGCGACGCGAUUUCCAUAUUAACUUUUGUAUAAAGGGCAUAGAAAUCUAAUUAUUAACAUUAAUUACCUGGUAAUUAACUCUAAGCAUCGAUUAACGUCCGUUGGGUCAAUGUUAUCGUAGUUCAUAAGUGUUUUUUUGCAAUUUUCGUCACAAUUUUAAGUAUAAGCUGUAGUGGGUAGUUGCUCCGUUUUAUUGAUACCAGAGAUUUCAAAAUACCCUCGAAACAUUGUUUGUAGAUCAAACUAUAAAUUGUUUGUUUCUAAAUUCGGAUAAUUUCUGGAAUAAUUACACAUGUUUUUUUAAAUCUAAAUCUCAAUAUUUUGCUCUGGUAUUUAUAAAAUGGAGGGUAGCUUGCGUGCGUGAAUGUUUUCAGGGUGAUGUUACAAUUUGAUAUAUUUCAUUGAAUGUGAAACACUUAAAAAAAUAACUUUCAUAAUGUAACAAUCCUUUAUCCUCUUAAGGCCCAUUGUCCUACCAGUAGUACUAAUUGUUUCAAUGUAAUUUAAACCAUAUUCAAUUCGAAAAGAUUCGAUGUUCGAUUUCUUUUGUUUCGUUCGAUUACAAAAUUCAGCCAUAUUUACUUCAAUAUGAUAUCAAAUUCAAAUACCAUGUUUUAUAUGGUGGGCCUUUAGAGUUUCUAUUAAUGGCAUGUAAUGGGCUAUAGGCAGUAUGGGGUUUUUAGAAUACAAAAAAAUCACUUCUUCGCCAGUAGAGGCGCUGCAAGUAUAAUUUAUUUCCUAAUUUAGAAAACUACCGAAAAUGUAAGGAAGUCUGUGUACUAUAUGUGGGUGCCAAAGCAGUCUUCCAUUCUGAAUGCAUACAAUUAUGUGGAAAUGCAAAUAAAAAACGGAAUUAGAUCAAGUUGUAACAUUGCCCUGGUAAUUUUAAAAUGUACGGUCCGAUCUUGUAGAUAUUUUUUUUAUUUAAUGUUCAAAAGUGUAAUGCCAUUUGCGGAAAAGACUAAUGUUAUAUAUUAAUGAAUACGAUAUUAUAAUUAUUAUUCAACAA
Messenger RNA from Cydia pomonella (codling moth), 11108 nucleotides. RefSeq names its product mitogen-activated protein kinase-binding protein 1 (gene Wdr62). Gene Ontology annotation, molecular function: protein binding. Bases 770 to 5215 code for a protein of 1481 amino acids. Gene Ontology annotation, cellular component: mitotic spindle. NCBI's taxonomy places the organism in Eukaryota, Metazoa, Arthropoda, Insecta, Lepidoptera, Tortricidae. Gene Ontology annotation, biological process: mitotic spindle organization; regulation of mitotic cell cycle. The record is from RefSeq and is a predicted model, not a curated record. The transcript has 37 exons.